UCCUAAAAGUAAACUUAACUUUGUUACGAUUUGUCGUCUAAAACUACCCUAAAAUCGAAAAAUCUUGGAGCAACGAGCAGAGGAGGAGAGAAAAUCAAAAACGCUUCACUUUCCACACUGCUCUUCCUAAUGGCGAACAAUCCGUCGCAGCUUCUUCCAUCAGAGCUAAUCGACAGGUGCAUAGGAUCGAAGAUUUGGGUGAUUAUGAAAGGAGACAAGGAGCUUGUUGGUAUUCUCAAAGGGUUCGACGUCUACGUCAACAUGGUCCUUGAGGAUGUCACUGAAUAUGAGAUUACAGCAGAAGGAAGACGGGUCACAAAGCUUGAUCAGAUUCUUCUCAAUGGUAACAACAUCGCCAUUUUGGUGCCAGGCGGGUCUCCAGAAGAUGAAGAAUGAGAUUUGCAAGCAUUCAUUGGUAUGCUAAGACUGGUGUAAGGAAGGAUGUAAUUUUGGUUUUAGAUUUAACUCUUGUUCACAGAAAAGUAGUAGUUGAUUUUAAACUCAGAACGACAAAUUAUUUAUUGUUCAACAAUGUGAAAGAGCUUAAGUUUCAAAUUUAUUAGAUUCAAUCCGUCAUUGCUCUACU
Messenger RNA from Eutrema salsugineum, 586 nucleotides. Its product is annotated as sm-like protein LSM5. Gene Ontology annotation, biological process: mRNA splicing, via spliceosome. The transcript is spliced from 4 exons. Gene Ontology annotation, cellular component: U4/U6 x U5 tri-snRNP complex; Lsm1-7-Pat1 complex; U6 snRNP. Lineage: Eukaryota; Viridiplantae; Streptophyta; Magnoliopsida; Brassicales; Brassicaceae. Bases 130 to 396 code for a protein of 88 amino acids. Gene Ontology annotation, molecular function: RNA binding. The record is from RefSeq and is a predicted model, not a curated record.